AUGAGCAGCCUGAUCAAGCUGUUUCUCAGGGGUAAUUGCCUGGGUUCACUGGGCCCUGGGCAGCUCCAAGGCCUCUCAGCACUCACCUUCCUGGACCUCAGUGAGAACCACAUGGAGGCCCUGCACCCAGGAUCUCUCCAAGGACUUGGUCAAUUGAAGACGCUCAUUCUCACACUGAACCAGAUCAACAGCCUGCAGUACGGGGCACUGAGUGGAGCCCCUGCACUCACUGACCUUCACCUGAGCAGCAACAGUAUUGUGGAGUUUGAAGAAGGGGUGUUUGAGAACUCCUCCAAGUUGGUAAAGCUGAUUUUGUCCAAGAACAACUUGGUUAGCAUUGGGAAUGGCACAUUCAGGGGAGCAGUUAACCUGAGUCAUCUGGACCUCAGUGGAAACAAGUUGGAUUUUGUGCCCAUUGCUGCCCUGAAGGAUGUGUCACAGCUGCACAGCUUGUACCUCCAGAAGAACAGCAUCACCUUCAUACCAGAAGAUGCUUUCUCUGAGCUCCGCCAUCUAAGGAUUUUGGUUUUGAAUAAUAACUGCCUGAGCAGAAUAGCUGAGGACUCAUUGAGCGGUCUAGCCCAUCUCGGUCAAUUGGAUCUGAGCUACAAUAACCUCCAAUCCCUCCCCUCUGAAGUGUUUCAAUAUCUAGGCAGACUGGAGCUCCUGGAUCUCUACCACAACAACCUGACAUACCUUCCAGAGGACCUGUUUCACAACCUAACUAGGCUGAGAGAGCUGCAGCUUGACAGCAACAAGAUCUCAUCCAUUCCACCAGGGCUCUUUCACAUGUCGUCUAAGCUAAGGGAACUCCAGCUGGCCAACAAUCAGAUAGCUGACCUCCACAAAGCCUUGUUCUUCAGGCUGAGGAGCCUACGGAAACUCUACCUGGACAACAACGUACUAAGCAAGAUUCCCAGAGGCCUAUUCCACAAGACCAAGAGCCUUAGGGAGCUACAGUUAGACAAUAACCACCUCAGGUCUCUCGCUAGGUCCAUCUUCCAUGGUCUGGCUAAACUCCACUCCCUGAAGCUCUUCAACAACCGUCUCAAAGUUAUUCACCCUGAGCAGUUUUCCAACCUUGGUGAACUGAGAGAGCUCCUGUUGAAUGAAAACCUGAUCGAAGAUCUUCCAAAAGGCUUAUUUUCUGAGCUUCGAAGCCUCAAGAUUCUGGAUUUGGACAACAACCGCCUCACAGCACUGGCUCCUACAGGCUUUGAUGGGUUAGGUGCCCUAAAGGAGCUUCAUCUCAGCUUCAACCAGCUUCGUUAUCUCCCAUAUGCCACCUUCUACUCCCUGGAUGAUUUACGUAGACUCCUUCUCCAGAACAACCGCUUGGUGUCCUUGCACGCUCAAGUCUUCGCCCCCCUGGCCGACUUACAGGAGCUUGACUUGGACAACAACCAGAUUGAACUGUUACACCCUGACAUGUUUCAAGGCCUUCCCCACCUCCAGAAACUGCACCUGAAAUCAAACCGCCUCAGUACUCUUGUGAAUGGGACACUGGAGCCUCUGGAGAGCCUGAAGGUCCUCCACCUGGAGGGGAACCCCUGGGACUGCUCUUGCAGAUCACCCAUUCUGUACAUCAAUAACUGGAUCAUCAACAAUACCCAGAAGCUACAGGACGAACCCAUGUGUUCCUCACUCAACCGACCCAUUUCACAGCCUGCACACUUAUUAAAACCCUGUGUGAGCGUUGCAUGCUGCCCCAGAAGCAAAUUUCCCCUAGAGAUGCUGACAGUGCUUACAGCUUGGCUUCUUGGUAUUGUUUUUCUGUGACUUCCUUUUGCGGUUUCUUUCCUGUUUUCAGAUGGUUAUGUUUAUUGCUUUCAUGCAACUGUCUAUUGCAAAUGCACUCUAAAGAAUCUAAGUUGAUGUAGUGUAAAGAUUAAAAUACCAUGG
This is a messenger RNA of Salvelinus namaycush (lake trout), 1902 nucleotides long. Its product is annotated as insulin-like growth factor-binding protein complex acid labile subunit. NCBI's taxonomy places the organism in Eukaryota, Metazoa, Chordata, Actinopteri, Salmoniformes, Salmonidae. Gene Ontology annotation, molecular function: protein binding. The transcript has a single exon. The record is from RefSeq and is a predicted model, not a curated record. Bases 1 to 1779 code for a protein of 592 amino acids. Gene Ontology annotation, cellular component: plasma membrane.